This is a messenger RNA of Amorphotheca resinae ATCC 22711, 1305 nucleotides long. RefSeq lists its product as hypothetical. Bases 1 to 1305 code for a protein of 434 amino acids. The transcript has 2 exons. The record is from RefSeq and is a predicted model, not a curated record. NCBI's taxonomy places the organism in Eukaryota, Fungi, Ascomycota, Leotiomycetes, Helotiales, Amorphothecaceae.
AUGCUCGCCGCGCGCGAUCAAGAGAAUCUGGUCCACGGCCAUCAGCAAGCAGCGGCCGCCAAACCGCUCAAUCAGAGCUCCAGGACUCUGCAGCCGAAGACACCCGGAAACCGAUAUCCAAAGACCCCGUUGAAGCUCCCUCUCAACGAUGAGAAUGCCCCGACUGGGUUUGGCGGGAAGACGGUGAAGGGAAAGGGCUUGGAGGUUCUGGCUACGGGAAAGAAAGGCGCGGCCUUGGACAAGAAUGCUUUCGUGACGCCUCUGGGCCCGCGAACACGAGCCCCCCUGGGGAUGAAAACGACCAACGCGAAAGCCAAGGCCAUCCAAACCCCCGCCGGUCCUGCCCCAGAGAAGGAACUCGAAAAGACUCAAGCUCCAAAAACAAGCGCUCGACGUCCAAAGAAAGUCAUCCAUGGCGAGACAACUAAGAUACAGGUUCACGGCGACCAAAGCCCUCUGGCAGAGCGAGAAGUUGAAUACGCACCUCCCAAACCAAAAGACCUUCCAUACGAAUCCGAGGAUUUCCCCAAUGGUUGUCUUAACUACGAUGUUCUCAAGUCAGGAAACCUAAUGAGGGGAAUUCAUCAAACAUAUCACUGUGACGUAGAUGAGAAUGGUCUUACGAGGUUGGAGCGAGAGUACGAGGAGGGUUAUAAGAAAUCGGCCAAGGAGACCGAUGAUAAAAUUCUGAAGAUGAUGGAGGAGGACUGGACCGUUGGGGAUGUUCCAGAAACAUUCCGACAUUUGCGAAACAGGUCGGAACCAAAAUCAGUUGCACCUGUCAAGAAGACUACGGCUAUCCCAACGAAGGGACCUCCAACUAUCGUAUCAAGAAGAGCUGCCUCCGCCCUUUCAGUCGCUCCCAAGACGUCUACCGCUGCUCCCACAACCUCCAAAGCCGCUCCAAAGCCGGCAAAGCCGAUAAUGCCUCUCAUCGUAGGACGUUCAAGACCCACAUCAGUACCUAUACGAUCAAACGCAUCAACCAUGCGUCACAACGCUGCUGCUGCCGCAUCCAAAAGCACAAUCGGAUACACCAAAGGUCGAAACGCCCUCAACGCUUUGCAGAAGAAAGAGGGUGGCUUGACGAGGAGCGUUAGCAACCUGAGCGAUAUAUCAGAUACCACCAUUACCCCGGCUCGAUUCGCAGACCAAGAACAGGAAGAAUGGCGACGAUUCGACUUCCUCCGCGUCUUCGAUGCCGACGAUGAGGAUUUGGAACCCGGCCUCAGGGGCGCCCUGCCUGAUAGUCUGCGAGUAGAUGACGACGACGACGAGGAGUUCGUCCUGAAGUUAGGCUCGUGA